This is a messenger RNA of Syzygium oleosum, 1019 nucleotides long. RefSeq lists its product as uncharacterized. The record is from RefSeq and is a predicted model, not a curated record. The transcript is spliced from 7 exons. The coding region runs from base 186 to 872 and encodes 228 amino acids. Lineage: Eukaryota; Viridiplantae; Streptophyta; Magnoliopsida; Myrtales; Myrtaceae.
UCCAUACGUAAACAGCAUAUGAGCAUAACAUGAAUAUGUUGUCCGUCCCCUUUGUACAAGAUUGCGAAAAAUCCCGGAGAACUCAUUCCAAGUCAUGACAAGUGCGUGAGGAUUUGGUGAUAUUAAUCAAAGGUGGUCGCCUCCGUUACAUCCUCGGGCCGUUUAUUGGACAGACAUCAGCAGCCAUGUCUGCAACUGCAACGGCCGCCGCGGUUUUCGCAUCGAGUCCUGCCACUCGCAGUCCCGGUCACUUGCCAACAAGAAAACCCAGAAACCCGAUCUUCCACGGGAACCGCUUCGCUUCUUCCUCGAGUUCGAGAUCGUCGUCUCUUUUGGGUCGCGCAUUCUUCAUCACGAACCGAUCGAUUCAUGGGUCCACCACCAGGCGAAGCUCGCUCUCCACCACAGGCAUUAGACCUUUCUCUCCUGUCAUGGAAUGGCAGGACUGCACGGUUAAGAUGGAGAUGGACGUACCUAUUUCAGUGGCAUAUGAAUGUUACUCCGAUCGUGAAUCAAUUCCUCGUUGGAUGCCUUUUAUUUCUUCUGUAAAGAUCUUGGAGGAUAAGCCCGAUUUAUCAAGGUGGUCUCUAAAGUAUAAAGCCUUUGGUCAGGACAUUGAAUACUCUUGGCUUGCUCGAAAUAUGCAGCCAACCCCAAACCAGAAAAUCCACUGGAGAUCCCUAGAAGGUCUUCCGAACAGAGGAGCUGUUCGGUUUUAUCCAAAAGGUCCAUCUUCCUGCAUAGUAGAACUGACAGUUUCUUAUGAGGUGCCUCAACUUUUGGUUCCUGUAGCAUCUGCACUGCAACCAUUUCUGGAGAGUUUACUGCGACGUGGUUUGGAACGCUUUGCAGUGUUUGCUAAGAGCAACUAAGAAGACCGAAAAUACCUAAUUAUCUAACAAAGAUUUGCGGGAUGUAACAUUCCGGAUGCUGGAUCAUUUCCAUAUAGGAGCAUCCGAACCAUUCUUAAUGGAAAUCAUCUGUAUCUGUGCCGGCAUAAACUCCAUUCUUUCACCCAA